GAUUAGUUGUUAUUGCACUAUCAAAGGGUGAAUAGCGAUUGAGGAGCAUACGAGAAAUACGGAGGCCAGUAGUAACAUGUUUCUGGUCAUCGGCGCAAUCCUGGCCAGCGCCCUCUUCGUGGGCCUGCUGCUCUACCAUCUAAAAUUCAAGCGGCUGAUUGACCUCAUCAGCUACAUGCCGGGUCCUCCCGUGCUGCCGCUGGUCGGCCAUGGCCACCACUUCAUCGGCAAGCCGCCGCACGAGAUGGUCAAGAAGAUUUUCGAGUUCAUGGAGACCUACUCCAAGGACCAGGUGCUCAAGGUGUGGCUGGGACCCGAGCUGAACGUGCUCAUGGGCAACCCCAAGGACGUCGAGGUCGUCCUGGGCACGUUGCGCUUCAACGACAAGGCGGGUGAAUACAAGGCCCUGGAGCCGUGGCUAAAGGAGGGUCUGCUGGUCAGUCGCGGUCGGAAGUGGCACAAGCGACGCAAAAUUAUCACGCCCGCCUUCCACUUCAAGAUCCUCGACCAGUUCGUUGAGGUCUUCGAGAAGGGGUCGCGAGAUUUGCUCCGGAAUAUGGAGCAGGAUCGCCUGAAGCACGGCGACUCCGGCUUUAGCCUCUACGACUGGAUCAAUCUCUGCACCAUGGACACGAUCUGCGAAACUGCCAUGGGUGUUUCCAUCAAUGCGCAGUCGAAUGCAGACUCCGAGUACGUCCAGGCGGUGAAGACCAUAUCAAUGGUGCUGCACAAGCGGAUGUUCAACAUUCUGUACCGCUUCGACCUUACCUACAUGCUGACCCCACUGGCGAGGGCGGAGAAGAAGGCCCUGAACGUGCUUCACCAGUUCACAGAGAAGAUCAUCGUGCAGCGCAGGGAGGAGCUCAUCCGCGAAGGAAGCAGCCAGGAGAGCAGCAAUGAUGACGCGGACGUGGGCGCCAAGCGAAAGAUGGCCUUCCUGGACAUCCUUCUGCAGUCGACCGUCGACGAACGGCCCCUGAGCAACUUGGACAUUCGCGAGGAAGUGGACACCUUCAUGUUCGAGGGCCACGACACCACCUCUUCGGCCCUGAUGUUCUUCUUCUACAACAUAGCCACCCACCCGGAGGCGCAGAAGAAGUGCUUUGAGGAGAUCCGGUCCGUGGUGGGCAAUGACAAGAGCACGCCGGUGAGCUAUGAGCUGCUGAACCAGCUGCACUACGUCGACCUGUGCGUGAAGGAGACCCUUCGAAUGUAUCCGUCUGUACCGCUGCUGGGUCGUAAGGUUCUCGAGGACUGCGAGAUCAAUGGAAAGCUCAUCCCGGCGGGCACGAAUAUCGGCAUCUCCCCUCUCUACUUGGGCAGACGGGAGGAGCUCUUUAGCGAGCCCAAUAUCUUCAAGCCGGAACGGUUCGAUGUGGUCACCACCGCCGAGAAGCUGAAUCCGUACGCGUACAUUCCGUUCUCGGCCGGACCUCGCAACUGCAUUGGCCAGAAGUUCGCCAUGCUGGAGAUCAAGGCCAUCGUGGCCAAUGUGCUCCGGCACUACGAGGUUGACUUUGUGGGCGACUCCUCGGAACCACCCGUGCUGAUCGCCGAACUUAUUCUGCGUACCAAGGAACCCUUGAUGUUCAAGGUGCGGGAGCGAGUCUACUGAACCACAACAUCGCAUUAUAUCUUUACGCUUGUCAAUUAAAAUAUAUUCAAAAAUGUGAACGAUUGGCGGC
This is a messenger RNA of Drosophila melanogaster (fruit fly), 1685 nucleotides long. RefSeq names its product cytochrome P450 4d1 (gene Cyp4d1). Lineage: Eukaryota; Metazoa; Arthropoda; Insecta; Diptera; Drosophilidae. The record is from RefSeq and is marked reviewed. The transcript is spliced from 3 exons. Gene Ontology annotation, molecular function: iron ion binding; heme binding; monooxygenase activity. The coding region runs from base 77 to 1615 and encodes 512 amino acids. Gene Ontology annotation, cellular component: endoplasmic reticulum membrane.